Messenger RNA from Drosophila kikkawai, 3676 nucleotides. RefSeq names its product Neprilysin 4 (gene Nep4). The record is from RefSeq and is a predicted model, not a curated record. Gene Ontology annotation, cellular component: plasma membrane. Gene Ontology annotation, molecular function: metalloendopeptidase activity. Lineage: Eukaryota; Metazoa; Arthropoda; Insecta; Diptera; Drosophilidae. Gene Ontology annotation, biological process: protein processing.
GCGACUCGGCCGCAGUUCUGUGCCGUCCAGUCUCUGGUCUGCGAUCUCCAGCCUCCCAUCGCUGGUCUCCGAAAUUCGGCCCCCGGUCGCCAGUCUCCGGCUGCCAUUCUCCGGCUCUCCAUUCUCGGUUUAGAUUACGUCCCGUUCGGUUCGCCAAACUGCGUCGCGCGAAAAUUGCGUUUAAUUAAAGUAUAAAGGCCAGCGAGCUCCUCAAUUACGGCAGCUCGUGGGAUGAGUCGCCACAGCCAGCUGAAGCUAGCGAUGCCCUCGGUGCACGGGUCUCCAGCUCCUGCUCCGCAUCCGCAUCCGUCGAAGGAUCGGAGCGUGAAGCUGGGACUUGGUGUCAACCAGCGGACGGGUCGGGUGCAGUGGUGCCCUGGCCUGACCUGCUGCAAACUACUUCUGCUGCUUCCAGUGGUGAUGCUGCCCCUGACGCUUGUGCUUAUCCUGAUUAUGCGGCUGGACGGAAUGCUGGAGGCGCUGCAGCUGAACGAGCAGAGGAUGCGCGAACGUCGAGAGUCCGCUGCAAAGGUGCCCAGCUACUUGGAGAACUACGAGGCUUUGCAGGCGGAGGGCAGCACAUACAAUGAGCUAAUUAACGAGGAGUUCCUGUUACCGUCGGGCAAGCGAGCCCAUCAUGAGCUUGAGGCCGCGGAGCGCGAUCGACGAUGUCAGCCCUAUCGGUACGGAAACGGCGAGACCCUGGAGCUAGAGGAGCGCAGCACACUGAUGAAGGACUCGCGCACUUCCUUCUUGCCGCAGGGCAUUCCGCGCGAGUGUCUCGGCAUAGACCUGGACAUCAAACCCCUAGACAGCAACCCCAGCGUGUCCCAAAAAAAACGGUUCCAGGACGAGACUGCCUACUGGCUGGAGCGGAGCAGGCAGCACCGGGAACGGCGCGAGGCGGAAGGCCAUUCCGGCGAGGCCAAUCCAGAGCAGACGUCCCAAAUCAACGAGCCUACCGCUGCACUGCAAAGCUUCUGGAACGAGGAGGGCACCCGCGAGGGCAUCCGCAUGGCGCAGGCCAUGACCAUGAAGCGCUACAUGGACACCAAAGUGGAUCCCUGUGUGGAUUUCUACAAGUACGCUUGUGGCAACUGGGAGAGGCUGCACCCGAUACCUAAGGACAAGGCUGGCUUUGACACUUUCGAAAUGCUGCGCGAAAGCCUUGACCUUGUGCUGCGCAAUCUCCUGGAGAAGAAUGAUUCGCCUGCUCAAGCGGCCGAGCCGAGGAAGAGCCGGGUUCGGAACACGCUGUUCAAGCUUAACGAGCAGGGAGAGGGCGAGGGCGAAGCGGACCAAGCGGCGGAGCUGCGGGCUGAACGUCUGAAGCGGCAUAUCGUCAGCCAGAGGCAGUUGCUCAAUCGCAUCCUCGUGCGGUACAAACGAUACACCAACGGAACCAAGCGGAAACGCCUCAUCGAUGCCACCCGGGAGAAGACCAAAGAGGAGGAAGCUGCAGCACCUACCGUCGCGACGAAGGAGAAGUCAAAGGAGAAAUCGGACACUGAGGAGCCAAUAAACGUAGCGGCCACCAACAACAUGCUCCAGCCCCAGCACGAUGCCCAGCUGAAGGCCAAGAAUCUGUACCGAUCCUGCGUAAACAGCCAGCUGUUAGCCAGGCGGGGCCUGGAGCCACUGCACACUCUCAUCCAGGAGCUCGGCGGCUGGCCCGUCCUGGACCAGCAGUGGAGCGACGCCAACUUCAACUGGCAAGUUCUGGCUGCCACUCUGCGGCGCUACAACAACGACAUCCUCAUCGUCCAGUGGGUGGGGGCGGACAUCAAGAACUCCGAGGAGAACAUCGUCCAGUUCGACCAGACGGGCCUGGGCCUGCCCACCAGGGAGUAUUUCCUGCAGCCCAGCAACAACAAGUACCUGCUGGCCUACCAGCGCUAUAUGUCAGAGGUGAUGCACAAGAUGGGGGCCUCCAAGGCGGACGCUCAGCGGGUUGCCACCGAGCUGGUGGCCUUUGAGACGCAGCUGGCGGGGAUAACGGCUCCGGCGGAGCAGCGGCUCAACGUGACCAAACUCUACAAACGGAUGUCCCUGGACCAGCUGCAGGCGUUGGUGCCGGAGAUCAAGUGGCUUACCUACCUACAGAGCCUUCAGGAUCGUGAGGUGAGCGGGGCCGAAGAGGUGGUCAUCUACGCGGUGGAGUACAUGGGCAAAUUGGUGACCCUGCUGGAGGAGACGGAGCCCCGCACCGUGGCCAACUACAUGAUGUGGCGUUUCGUGCGGCAUCGCAUCAACAACGUGGACGAUCGCUUCGACGACAUCAAGCAGCACUUUUACCACGCCCUCUUCGGCCGGGAGGAGAGUCCGCAGCGCUGGAAGGUGUGCAUCGCCCAGGUGAACACGAACAUGGGCAUGGCGGUUGGCUCGAUGUUUGUGAGCCGCUACUUCGACAACAACAGCAAGCGGGACACCCUGCGGAUGACGCACGACCUGCAGCAGGCCUUCCGAGACAUCCUCAAGACCACCGACUGGCUGGACGCAACCACAAAGCAGCUGGCCGAGGAGAAGGUCAACGCCAUGUCCCUGAAAAUCGGCUACCCGGACUUUAUCCUCAAUCCGGGUGAGCUCAACAGCAAGUACGCGGGAAUCGAUAUCCACCCGGAUAAGUACUUUGAGAACACGCUCAAUGUCCUGCUCCACACGGCCAAAACGGAGCAGUCCAAACUGCACGAGCGGGUCAACAAGACCAACUGGCAGACGGCGCCGGCCAUUGUGAAUGCCUACUAUAGCCGCAACAAGAACCAGAUCAUGUUUCCCGCCGGCAUCCUGCAGCCGCCCUUCUACCACCGCCACUUCCCCAAGUCGCUAAACUUCGGCGGCAUCGGCGUGGUCAUCGGCCACGAGUUGACCCACGGAUUUGACGACAAGGGACGGCUUUUCGACUGCAACGGCAACAUUCACAAGUGGUGGACGGACUCCUCAAUCCGGGGCUUCGACGAACGCGCCCGCUGCAUCAUCGCCCAGUACAGCAACUACACAGUGGAAGAGGUGGGCAUCGUCCUCAAUGGCGAAAGCACGCAAGGCGAGAAUAUCGCAGAUAAUGGUGGCCUGCGCCAGGCUUUCCAUGCCUAUCAGCGCUGGAUGCAGGAACACCCCAACGAGGUCCCGGACGAGGUUCUGCCGGGCCUCAACAUGACCGGACCACAGCUCUUCUUCCUCAACUUUGGCCAGGUGUGGUGUGGAGCAAUGCGGCCCGAGGCCAUACGGAACAAACUGAACACGGCUAUUCACAGUCCGGGUCGCUUCCGGGUGAUCGGCACGCUAUCAAACUCCGUGGACUUUGCCCGGGAGUUCCGCUGUCCCGUGGACUCGCCGAUGAACCCCUCCAAGAAGUGCAGCGUGUGGUAGAUGCGGGAAGUCUACAGCUAUAGCCUAAGAGUAUUAUUCACGACGUAUGCCACGCAGUCCUAGACCAAAGAACGAAGGCAUGCCAAUUGCUUUUCAAUUGACAGAACAGCAAAUUGGCGAAGUCCCAGAGAUGUGUGCCGAGGAUCGAACGGGAUGACCCCCUUCACAACAAAGAAUAUGUGCCAAAAAUUAUAACUUGCUACUUUAUAUAUUUUCGAUAGCCCUUAACUAUUUAUAUUUGUAACUUGCAAUAGUUUAGUUUACGAUGCAAUUUAUGUUUGUGAUAAUUCUAAUUAAAUGUAAACCACCA